Messenger RNA from Sus scrofa (pig), 3346 nucleotides. NCBI's taxonomy places the organism in Eukaryota, Metazoa, Chordata, Mammalia, Artiodactyla, Suidae. The record is from RefSeq and is a predicted model, not a curated record.
GCGGCGGGCGCGCGGGCGGCGCGCGAGCACGCGGACGCAGAAGGAAGGCCAACAGGGCACUCCGCCGCGGGGGCGAGCGCGCAGGCGCCUUCCCACCCGCUGCGGCGCGAAUUCCCAGGUUCAGCGCUCUGCAGGGCUACUUCUUCAUAGACAUAAAAAUCAAUAUUUAGCUGUUUGGAAACGAAGCACCACUUAAAAUCCUCUCAAACUCCUAAUUCCGAAGAACUGGUAACAUUUUUCUGAUCAAGAAAAGAAGUAACUGACUGCAUGUUAAAAGUAUUCCGGCAUUAGUCCUGUUUUUUAUUUUUUUUCUCUCCUUAAAUUUGAAGAAGAAAUAUGGAGAAAUGGUACUUGAUGACAGUUGUGGUCUUAAUAGGACUAACAGUACGGUGGACAGUUUCUCUUAAUUCUUAUUCAGGUGCUGGAAAGCCCCCUAUGUUUGGUGAUUAUGAAGCUCAGAGACACUGGCAAGAAAUUACUUUCAAUUUACCAAUCAACCAAUGGUAUUUUAACAGCAGUGAUAACAAUUUACAGUAUUGGGGACUGGAUUAUCCACCUCUUACAGCUUAUCAUAGUCUUUUAUGUGCAUAUGUGGCAAAGUUUAUAAAUCCAGACUGGAUUGCUCUCCAUACAUCACGUGGAUACGAGAGUCAGGCACAUAAGCUCUUCAUGCGUGCAACAGUGUUAAUUGCUGAUUUGCUGAUUUACAUACCUGCAGUAGUUUUGUACUGUUGUUGUUUAAAAGAAAUCUCAACUAAGAAAAAGAUUGCUAAUGCAUUAUGCAUAUUGCUGUAUCCAGGCCUUAUUCUUAUUGACUAUGGACAUUUUCAAUAUAAUUCUGUGAGUCUUGGCUUUGCUUUAUGGGGUGUUCUUGGAGUGUCUUAUGACUGGGACCUGCUAGGGUCACUGGCAUUCUGCUUAGCUAUAAAUUAUAAGCAAAUGGAACUUUACCACUCCUUGCCAUUUUUUUGCUUUUUACUUGGCAAGUGUUUCAAAAAAGGCCUCAAAGGAAAGGGGUUUGUAUUGUUAAUUAAGCUGGCUUGUACUGUUGUGGCUUCCUUCAUUCUCUGCUGGCUGCCAUUUUUUACAGAAAGGGAGCAAACCCUGCAAGUUCUAAGAAGACUCUUCCCAGUAGAUCGUGGAUUAUUUGAGGAUAAAGUAGCCAAUGUUUGGUGCAGUUUCAGUGUCUUUCUGAAGAUCAAGGAUAUUUUGCCACAUCACAUCCAGAUAAUGAUCAGCUUCUGUUUUACAUUUUUGAGCCUGCUUCCUGCAUGUAUGAAAUUAACACUUCACCCUUCUCCUAAAGGAUUCAAAUUUACUCUGGUUAGCUGUGCACUAUCAUUCUUUUUAUUUUCUUUCCAAGUACACGAAAAGUCCAUUCUUUUGGUAUCAGUACCAGUCUGCUUAGUUUUAAGUGAAAUUCCUUUUAUGUCUACUUGGUUUUUACUUGUGUCAACAUUUAGUAUGCUACCUCUUCUGCUGAAAGAUGAACUAGUAAUGCCCUCAGUUGUGACAGCGAUGGCAUUUUUUAUAGCUUGCACAACUUCCUUUUCAAUAUUUGAAAAGACUUCUGAAGAAGAACUGCAGUUGAAAUCCUUUUCCAUUUCUGUUAGGAAAUAUUUUCCGUGUUUUACAUUUCUUCCCAGAAUUAUACGGUAUUUGUUUCUUACCUCAGUAAUCACUAUGGUCCUUCUGACACUGAUGACUGUCACACUGGAUCCUCCUCAGAAACUACCGGACUUAUUUUCUGUAUUGGUAUGUUUUGUAUCCUGCUUAAACUUCCUGUUCUUCUUAGUAUACUUUAACAUUAUAAUCAUGUGGGAUUCCAAAAAUGAAAGAAAUCAGAAGAAAAUCAACUAGCCUUAUCCCCAAAGAAAUGUGAAAAUGUUAAUAGUGCUACAAGAUUUUAUGAACUUUUUUGCUAUGAAUAAAUAAAAUUAUUUUGAGAACCAUGGAAUUUUAGGAAAGGAAAUAAUGAAAAGUCAUUGUCUACACAAAAUAAAUGUAUAUGAGGUCCAAAGCAAUGGAGGCUUUUUAUUUUCUAACAACUGAGUGGCUAAGAAGUAUUGUAGAUUUAUUAAAUUCACAGUUAUUCAAGUGAGAAAAUAAGAGAAAAAUGUCCUUAAUACCAGCAUUUAUGUAGGAAAUAUAUUCUAUAAUUUGUUGCCUUGAAAAAAAAAUCUGCAAAUACAAUGAAUUUUAAUGGGAGAAUUUAACCCUUUCUUUUUGAAGGAAAUCACUAAUUUUUGUAUUCAGAUUUAGUUUUUCUUACAUUUUAGUUUUUCUUACAUUUUCUUAUGUUCAUUCUUUAAAAAUUAUAUCUCAGGGAUUAAAUGUGUGAUAAUCUUUUUUUUUUUUUUUUUUUUUUUUUGCUUUUUAAGGCUGCACUUGCAGCAUAUGGAAUUUCCCAGGCUAGGAGUUGAAUUGGAGGUGUAGCUGCCAACCUACACCACAGCCACAGCAAUGUCAGAUCCCAGCCCCAUCUGCGACCUGCACCACAGCUCAUGGCAAUGCCAGAUCCCCAACCCACUGAGCAAGGCCAGGGAUCGAACCCCCAUCCUCAUGGAUACUACUCUGCCACAACAGGAACACGCAAUAAUCUUUUAAAUUGCCAUGAGAAGACAAUUUAAACUGCUUAAAGUUUGAAUAUGCCUUACUACAUGUGCACAUUAGAACUUUUUACAAGGUAGAGAGAUUAAACUGUUCUUAUUUAUUUCCAAGAGCUCUGAUAUACUUGAAUGUAAUUAAACAAUGUAUUUUCCUGAAUUUAAAUCUAAGUGAGUGAAGUCUCUUUAAUUACUCAUGGUCAUUAGUUCUGAACUUUCAGGAUCAUUCUUUUUAAGUUACUGGGGUUCAUCUUUCUGUUCUCUGUGGUUCAAGGUUACCACUGCCAUAAACAUUGAUCCAUAUCAUGCUGCAUAUUAAUUUAGCCCUGUUAUUACUUUAUCACUAUAGUAGAAGUCCAUCUAUUUUUAUUUAUUUAUUUUGGUCUUCUUAGGGCCGUACCUGUGGCAUAUGGAAGUUCCUAGGCUAGGGGUCGAAUCAGAGCUGUAGCUGCCAGCCUAUCCCACAGCCAUAGCCACACCAGAUCUGUGACCUGCACCACAGCUCACCACAACACUGGAUCCUUAACUCACUGAGCAAGGUCAGGGAUCAAACCCAUGUCCUCUUGGAUAUUAGUCAGGCUUGUUACCAUUGAGACACAAUGGGAACUCCAUAAGUCCAUCUUUGCUAUAGUGUUCAACUGGUAAAAAUAAUUUAUUAUAGCCAUGUUGUAGUUACUCAUGUAAAGCUGUGUUUUCUUUAGUCUCUGUAAUAAAAAUAAAAUAAAUCAUUUUCCCAUCAA